Messenger RNA from Aspergillus steynii IBT 23096, 1108 nucleotides. It is a transcript of the gene lea1, whose product is annotated as U2 snRNP complex subunit LEA1. Gene Ontology annotation, cellular component: U2 snRNP. The coding region runs from base 142 to 903 and encodes 253 amino acids. Gene Ontology annotation, biological process: mRNA splicing, via spliceosome. NCBI's taxonomy places the organism in Eukaryota, Fungi, Ascomycota, Eurotiomycetes, Eurotiales, Aspergillaceae. The record is from RefSeq and is a predicted model, not a curated record. Gene Ontology annotation, molecular function: U2 snRNA binding; protein binding. The transcript has 4 exons.
CUUCACUUUAUCCAUCCUGUUGUCUUUGAUCUUGAAUUCGCUUGAUCUAGUCCCGUCUUCGCGGACUCCUUACAAUUUUCGAUUUAUCUAGUAUUCUAUUUAUUUGCAUGAUACCCCAAUAGACAAGACACUCCCGCCGCCAUGCGAUUGACCGUCGAACUCAUCCAGAAUUCUCUCUCGUACAUCAACCCAUUGAAGGAUCGAGAAUUAGAUCUCCGAGGACACAAGAUACCCGCGAUUGAGAACUUGGGUAUUGCCAGGGAACAAGAUGCAAUCGACCUCACAGAUAACAGCAUUUCCUCGCUCGGGAAUUUCCCUUUCUUCCCCCGUCUCCACACGCUUCUCCUCGCGCGCAACCGUAUCAAGCAGAUUCAGCCUUCGCUAGCCUCCUCGAUCCCGAACCUGAGCACGUUGGUGUUGCACUCGAAUAAUGUGACAGAGCUGGCGGAUCUAGACGCUUUGCGUAACUUGCCGAAGUUGACGCAUCUGGUGUUGCUGGAGAACCCGAUCACGAGGAAAGAGAACUACCGGUACUGGGUCAUCUGGCGACUGCCCAGCGUGCGUUUCCUCGACUACCAGAAAGUGAAGGAGGCCGAGCGCGAAAAGGCCAAGGAGCUGUUUGGAACCGCCGAAGAGCCGUCUGCCCUAGCCUCGAAGAUCAUCGGCAUUAAGUCGCGUACCUUUGACGUUCCCUCUGGAGGUCCCGCGGACCGGGCCCCUGCCGACAAGGCCGUGAGAGUCAAAUUGACCGACCAGGAGCGGAAGCGAGUCGAGAAGCUGAUCCGGGAGGCUAAGAGCUUGCAAGAGAUCUCGAGACUAGAGAAGGAGCUCAACGAGGGUCGGAUACCCGGGGGUGCGUUCGAUGUGGGCUACGAUGAUGAGGAUGCACAGAUGCAGAUGUGAUUAAUCGAAACUUCCGGUUGGACUUAAGACGGACGAAGACACGGAAUCAUGGCCGACUUUUUCGGUCUUUGAAAAGAACAAUACAGAAAAGCUUAUUGGGGUGUUACACGGUGUUUGGUGUGAUUUCUUUUACUUCUCUUUAUCGUUCGGCCAACGCGUACUGAUAUUUGGAAUGAUACCAACCCACUAUAGCUGCCAAGUUUGA